UAGAAAAUCCAUUAAAGCCCCAGCCCACUUAAAGCCCACUCUCAUUCUCCCCCUCCCUCUCGACAAUCAAUCGUUGACCUCAGUACCUCACCGAUUGCUCCGCCUCCUCAGUCCUCACCAGAGAAGAUUGGGUGAUGUCGAUUGCUUCGAUUCCUUUGGUUUAGAGAAUUGACGCCAUUGGUUCGACUCCCUGGUUAACCAUCGGAGUGCUUCCCGUUAGUUUGCUUCUCAAUUUGACGCCGACGGGAUUCUCUCCUUCUCAAUUCGAUUCCUCUGGUUUAGCGAAUUGAGACCGAUUGCUAUGGCUUUUCAGUUCUUCGACGAUCGAUCUCUGUCCUAGCCUUCUCUUGCUGCCACUUCGUCCUGCUGAGCUGUCGCCACUCUUCAGUUCGUCGGCUAUGGGUACUCUCCUAAGCUUCUCUUGCCACCACUUCAUCGUUGCUCGUCGCAACUUGAGCUCCAAAUCAGGUGCGACUCCUCUCUCUUGAGAAGCCAAAACCACUAAAAAAUUUUUGCUCGACGGUUGAGCAGAAACUAGACAGAACAAAAUGUCAUCAGUUGAAUAUGAGGUGUUCCUAAGCUUCAGAGGGCCGGAUACCCGGCAGGGUCUCACCGAUGUCCUCUAUGAAUAUAUGGACACAGCCGGGAUUCGUGUUUUCAGGGAUAACGACGAGCUCGCCCCGGGAGAUAAGAUCACCAACAUCGUGCCAGCUAUUAAGAACUCUGAGCUAUGUAUCCCGAUUUUCUCCAAAACCUUUGCUGUCAGCUCGUGGUGCCUGCGUGAAGUUGAAAGGAUGGUCGAACUUAAGAAAGAGAUCGUGCCCAUCUUCUACCAAGUAUCACCGGAUGAUGUAAAGCUAAACACAGAAUUGUUCAAGAAGCAACUGAAGGAGCAUGAGAAGACGUACGGAAAAGGACAACUGGAAAAGUGGGAGGAAGCUCUCAGAUCAAUCGCCAAAAUCAAGGGGUGAGAAGUGAUGACUACCGGGGAUGUCUCAUUCAGUUUCCUGUCCGCGCCUCGAAAGAAUCACGCCACCUAUUGAGGAAAUUACUUAUAUAUGGACAACCCUGCGCCGAGUCGAUCGAGACUACAUCACUACUUUCAUCGAGGACGUGCCUUUGUUGGCCACCCGGAAUGUUGAUUGGAAUUUCCUCGAAGCAGCCAUCACUUUUUGGAACCCGGAUCAUGUUGUUUUCAACAUCCAAGGCAAUGAGCUUACGCCCACAAUCGAGCAGUAUCGCAUCCUCAUUGGCCACACCAUGUCUGCCAACGACAUCGUAAGGCCCAACUUCUGCACUACUCGGCCUACUUUGGUUUCGCGCCUACUCGAGGUCCGCAUUUCCCACUUGCAUGCAUAACUCACAUAUUCGGGUGGUACGGAGAUGGUAAUCGAGAGACUUGUCCUUUUCAUUAAAACCCAGGCAUGCAAGGUUCAAGGGAAUUUUCUUCGAAAAGAUUUAUGCCACGCUUUCCUGCUAUUAAUUUUUGGAACCAUCUUGUUCCCUCGCUCACGUGCUCUCAUCGACGCAGCAUUUGCCAGCGUUGUCCUCCAAGUGGUCGGAGGGCACGGGUAUGAGGUGGCCCUUAUGGCCGAGACCGUUCAGUCCCUUGACCGUGUUUUGAGAACACGCGACCGAAGGAUAAGAGGAUCCCCUAUCCUUUUGCAAAUUUGGCUUCAAAGUCAUGCAUACCCCUUUGGCCUUGUACACCCGGUUAUGUAUUUUGCUAACCAAGAAUCAAUCAUCUCUCGAUUGCUACCUUUCGUGCGAGUAGAAGAACACAAGAUUAAUGAGUGGAUGAAAGUUUUUCGCGAGAUGUCCCCUAGGAGUUUUAAGUGGCGUGCCGCGUGGAUGCCACUCAGACCCAUGGCUCUCAAGUGUGCUGAUUUUUACGGAAUCCCACUCAUUAGUCAUGCGGGGUCCACCACCUACUUCCUUGCUCGGGUAAUGAGGCAGCUCGGUGGCUUACAGACAAUCCCCGAGGACACGGCGCGAACUAGGUUCGAAUACACUUGGCGGGAGAACUAGAAGUCCAUAGAUCGCCAAAGUGAGAUGGAACAGGCCAUAGCAGCAUGGCGCACCAUAGUCAUCAAGCAUCCGUAUUUUCCUUAAUUUCCCACUCAGGAUGAGCAAGACUUCCAGGCUACGGAGGAAUACGUCCUACGUUUCCACCGAUGGGGCCCUCCCGUACAGGAGGAUACAUCACGACCUGCGGAUCAGGCGUCACCUGGAACACCGUCCAUGGCUAUUCAGAUCGAGCUUGCAAGUCUCACGGCUAAAAGAGAUUACCUUCGCCAAGAAGUCGCCGAGAAGGACAAACAACUCAUCGAUCAGCACCAACUCCAGAAGGAACUCGCCCAGGCUCGCACAGAACUGCAGAGACGUGAUCAGGAAUUGGCACGGGUGAACAUUGCUUUGGAAAAGUCUAGAAAAAGGGCUCGAGGACAACCAUACCCACUUUAGGAUGGUUACUUUCAUCAGGCCAUUGCCUAAGAUUGUCACUUUCCACAACAAUGCUCAUCCGUUCCCUGAAUGCGAUGGAAGAUGAACUUAGGAUUUGUUUUCCUAAAACUUGCACUGUAUUUGGAGUCCUUCCCAAUCAAUGCGAAUGACAACAUUAGCUUUCGAAAUCCAUGCAUUGCAUUCCAUUGCCUUGCACGUUUAUUUUUCAAAGCAGAAAUUUGCCCGCAUGAACCUUACCCGUUGUUAAAAAAACAAGUAACCUCAAUUGGCGUCACAUCCCUAUCCUACAAGGCUACGAGCGAGGAUGGCAGGAGAGAAUCCACCAGCUCUUCCCGAGGAAGUCACUUCAUCGAAUGUGGCUCAUGUUCCGUCGCCCCCAACCCCUGUGGCUAUACCACCGGCAGUCCAAGCAUCACCUGACGAACGCAUUGCAGCACUGGAAGGCACGGUCAAUUUGAUGGCCGCUAAUAUGGCAGAACUCAUGUCUCUGCUUAGGAAUCCAAACCGCGCUUCUUCAAGUUUCGCCCCAGGGCACGGACCGACGAUCAACCCAACCCCUGGGAUUCCAUCCACUCGCACUCCGGAAGAUGCUGAGGCACCCGAUGCUUCCUUGCCUCCACCGCCUGCUCCUACAGCCAACACUUUUCCGCCAGCAACAUUCCUAACACCAGACCAGGGCAUAUCUACACCGCAACCCGCACCUGUAACGGUUCCAGUUCCAGUUUAUACUGCCCCUCCACCCAUAGUCACUUCGACCUUUGCUCUUGCUCACACGGCAGAAUCCGCUCCCUACCAAGCUCCACAACCAAAUAUUGGCCUCCCCCACAAAGCUCCACCGCCCCUAAAUAUUGCCUUCUCCAAACCGGGCACGCCUGCUCAUGCAGCCCUUAUAGCUCCACCUACAAACUUCCUGCGUUGGGUCAAGAAGCUAGAAGAAAUGGUGAAAGCUCUCCAACCAAAGGAGGCCCGAGUCGACUCAAGCUUCGUCGAUUGGGGCCUUUUCCCAAGCAUGCAUCUGCCCCUAAUGAUCAAGAUUCCAGAGUUCCAGAGAUACGAUGGUACAAAAGACUCGCGGCAUCAUCUCCGACACUACCGAGGAAAGAUGUUACAAUAUUGAGAGUACGAAGAGUUCAUUAUCUAUCCCUUCCAGGAUAGCUUGACAGGACCAGCCCUCGACUAGUUCAUGACACUCAAGGCAGAGGACAUCCCCACAUGGGCAGAUCUCUCCUGCAAGUUCGUCGACCAGUAUCAAUUCUGCACAGAAGCCCCGCCGACUCUCCUAGAGUUCAGCACAAAAGAGAUGAUUGAAGGACAAAAGUUUGAAGAUUACGCCACCAAGUGGCGCUCUCUAGCAGCGAAGCAUAUUCCACCCAUCAACGAGAAGCAGUAGAUUCAGUUAUUUCAUUCCACACUUAAGGGAGUAUAUUACACGCAUCUGUUGGCCCAUACUUCCUCAUUCACUGAUUUAAUUGAAGCAGGAAAAAAGCUCGACAUGGGAAUCAAGCUCGGCAGGGUAGAAGACCCGAACAAGAAGAAAGAAGGGGAUUCCUCCAAGAAGAACAUUGCCGGAUCAUCUUCCGCAGGAAACAGGAAAGGCAAAGAGACAUUUAUCAAUGUGGUCAACCCAAGGCGCCGGGAGUCCCGACCAUUCUCCAUGGAUUUCGCACCAAUACCCCCAACUACUCAAGCAUACGCUCCACCUCCCACUCAUUACCCGCAACAGCCAUUCUCAGCCCCGCCAACUCCAACAUCCGCACCGCAGUAAGUCGUCCACUACACUCCCGCGCCCCCUCAGGCACAGCAAAAUAAGGGCCCGGCUUCGAGGCCUCCUUAAUAGGGCCAGCAGAGCGGGACGACGCAGCCCCGUCAACGCAGGCAAUUCACCCCCUUACCAGCCCCGCCUUCUCACAUAUACCGGCAGCUUCUUACAGGCAAUAAGAUCAGGCCGGAAGCACCUAGUGCCAAUUUUAAUCCAGCAAACCAAAACCCAAACUUGCGGUGCGAGUAUCAUAUGGGCGCACCCGGUCACACCCUUGACAACUGCUGAAGGUUGCGAGAAAAGAUACAGGAGUUAAUAGAUGCAAAAGCAAUCUCUUUUAAUGCAGUAAAGCCACCGAAUGUGCAGGCCAACCCUCUCCCUAAUCAUGCAUCGAGCUCAGGGCCUACCAUUAACAUGAUCAGCACAUGCAAAGAAGAUCAUUUUCCGUUCGUAAUCGAGUAUGUCCCGGAGGAAGCCACUGUAGGCUUUACAGGGUCCAGCGUCUCGCCUACCCCAUUUGUCAUAGAAGUGCCUGCCAAAGAACCGUAUCAAGACAACAGGGUCCCAUAGACUUACGAGAGCAACGUUGGCAAUCUCGAGCAACAAAUGAGCGUAAUGGGAGUUACACGCUCAGGUCGGGUAUACGAGAACCCGGACACUGCAAACAAAAGGAAGGCUCCCGCCGCUGCACUCGAGACCGCCCCACAGGCCGCGCCAAUCCCGUCUAAGAAGGUGACAUAUGAAAAAGCAGAAGCAUUCAUGAAGGUCCUCAAGGCAAGCGAAUACAAGAUAGUUGAGCAAAUGGGCAAGUUUCCUGCCCAUAUCUCCUUACUAGCCCUCCUACUGAGUUCGGAGCCCCACCGACAAGCACUCUUGAAAGUCCUCACCGCCGCGCAAGUUCCCAAGGAAACACUUCCAGCACAGAUCGAAGAAACCAUCAGCAUAAUCUUCUCUAAUGCUAUCUCAUUUUCUGAUGACGAGCUCCCCUUCAAAGGGUACGAACACUCUCGGGCGUUGCACAUCGUCUGCAAGUGCAACAACUUCAUAGUCGGUCGAGUCAUGAUCGAUAAUGGCUCUGCUCUCAAUGUGUGCCCAGUUUCUACCCUUAAGCAGAUGAAUGUCGAUUUCAACCGCAUUCGGCCAAGCAAAAUAGCGGUCCGAGCCUUUGACGGCUUGCGGAGGGAUGUGAAUGGAGAGAUCGACUUGUUGAUUGAUGUCGGUCCUUGCUCAUUUGCAGUUACAUUCCAAGUCCUGGACAUCCCAAACGCGUUCAGCCUGUUGCUUGGGAGACCAUGGAUCCAUUCGGCCGGCGUUGUGCCCUCCUCCCUACACCAGAAGCUCAAGUUCAUCGUCGAAGAGAAGCUUAUCACCGUGAAAGGAGAAGAAGACUACGCCAUCUACAAGGAGACAGCCGUCCCCUACAUCAGCAUCGGAGACGAUCAGAAUCUUCCAUUCCACUCAUUCGAGACCAUCUCUGUUAUCAAGGAUUACGGAGAAGUCGGCCCAUCCCGGGCUAAUCGCAUGAUAGGUAAGUUCUUGCUGCAGCACGACUACGUCCCUGGCACCGGACUUGGAGCAAAUGGACAGGGGAUCAUGCACCCUAUCGAGAUAGAAGACAACAAGAACAGGAGGGGAUUUGGCUACCGUCCCUCUUGCCAUGAGAUCAUUCAAGCACGCAAAGGCAAACAUCUUCAUUGUCUCGCUGCGCACUACGGGAGAAUCAACAGGGGCAUCCCAAUUCUCCCUCUCUCCUACUUUUUCCCUGGACCGCCAUGCAUCGUCAGGGACACCCUUCAAGACCCUUACUUGGAUUCAGAUGGCGCGUCUGUUGUUGAGCCAGCCAUAUACGCCGUCUCUGAGGAGACUCCUCCGAGAGUCCAUAUCCGCCCGGCAUGGGAGAAUGAGCAGCUUGACAACUUGACCUCAAUCCUGUGCUACUCAGCAGUAAUUGCCGAUGUGUAAGGCUAUCUAUGUAUUUUGAUGUUUCCCGCGUGUUCGACAAAGUUAUAAGCCACACGACGGAAAAGGGAUCCUUUUGUUAUAGCACACACUAACUCUGCUAAUCAAAUCCCUUCGUAUCUUUUUGAAUUCCAGCGUCCUAUUUUUCUUCCCUUAUCUCUUCAAGCAUUUCCAUAUUCUAAACCAAAUCGUUUUCAUUUCCAGGCUCCACUCGAAUCCGAAUCAUCGACGUGUCCAUUUGAACCCAUUCGAGGGACUUCUCGAAAAGCCCCAACCCAUAUACUUCCGAGAAAGGCUUAACGAGGACGGUCGAAUGCCCGAGAUCGAAGAGAGUUUGCAACGCCUCGAUAACCACCAACUCACUUCGGUCGAGCCGACAUAAGAAAUCAACAUGGCGCGGAAGAGGAACCACGCACCUUAAAGAUCGGGACGAGUCUCGACCCUACCCAACAAACUCGGAUGAUCGAUUUCUUGAGGGAAUAUCAGGAAGUCUUUGCUUAGUCUUACGCCGACAUGCCAGGCUUAGACCCUUCGAUAGUCCAGCAUUUCCUUCCGCUCGACGCAGACAAGUUUCAGCCCAAACGGCAACACUUACGGCGACAACGAGCCGAGCUUCUCCUUCGAAUCAAAGAGGAAGUCGUCAAGCAGAUUAAGGCGGGUUUCUUGGAAGUUUGCAACUACUCCGAAUGGGUAGCGAUCAUCGUGCUUGUGGAGAAGAAGGACGAGAGAGUCAAAGUAUGUGUUGAUUACCGCGACCUCAACAAAGCGAGUCCUAAAGAUAACUUCCCUCUACCUCACAUCGACGUCUUGGUCGAUAAUACUGCACGCCACAUGCGGUUCUCCUUCAUGGACGGCUUCUUUGGAUACAAUCAAAUCCAGAUGGCCAAGGAAGACAAAAUCAAGAACAAGUUCGUCACAAUGUGAGGCACCUUUUGCUACAAAGUCAUGCCUUUCAGUCUCAAAAAUGCCGGGGCAACCUAUCAGAGGGCAAUGGUCACGCUUUUCCAUGACAUGAUGCACAAGGAGAUCGAGGUCUACGUAGAUGACAUGAUUGCCAAGUCAAGGGAAGGUGAGGAUCACCUCGUCAACUUGAAACGUCUCUUCGACCAUCUUAAGGAGUACAAGCUCCGGCUCAAUCCAGCAAAGUGCACUUUCGGCGCCAAGUCGGGAAAGCUACAAGGGUUCAUAGUCAGUGAGCGCAGCAUUGAAGUGGAUCCAGACAAGGUAAAAGCAAUAUUGGAGAUGCCUCCACCGAAGACCGUGUGCGAAGUGCGAAGUUUCCUCGGACGGCUGAAUUACAUUGCACGAUUCAUUGCAAACCUGGCAAACAAAUGUCAACCGCUCUUUCGCUUGCUCCGCAAGAAUGCAACAAUCGAGUGGGACGACGGAUGUCAGAAAGCCUUCGAUACCAUCAAGGCAUACUUGAUUCAGCUGCCGGUAUUGGUCCCGCCUAUACUGGGUCGUCCUCUCGUCCUUUACCUGACAGUGCGCCGCCAAUCCUUGGGGUGCAUGUUGGGGCAGGAGGACGAAUCCACGCACGCAGAGCAAGCAAUUUAUUAUUUAAGCAAAAAGUUCACCGAAUGGGAGUCUAAUUACCCCGACAUUGAGAAGUUGUGUUGCGCGCUAGAAUGGGUCAUGUAAAGGCUCCGGCAAUACACUUUCUACCAUACCAUUCGCUUGCUAUCCAAGGCAGAUCCCCUGAAGUAUCUGCUCGAUAGCCCGUCCUCCAUGAGGAGCAUCGCAAAAUGGCGCUAUCAGUUAGCAGAAUGCGACAUCGAAUACGUAGCGCGCACGUCAAUCAAAGGGCAAGCAAUUGCAGACCACUUGGUAGAAUUCUCGAUUGAAGAUAACACGCCCAUUAAUCCUAGCUUUCCGGAUGAAGGAAUCCUCCAAGUCGAUGGUGAGGAGGAUAGACCAGCAUGGAAGAUUUAUUUCGAUAGAGUAGUCAAUUCUAUCGGGUCGGGUAUCGGUGCAGUGUUGAUAUCUCCCGACGGGCGUCAUUAUCUUGUCGCAGCAAAGAUUGAUUUUCCUUGCACUAAUAAUGUGGCUGAGUAUGAAGCAUGCAUCCUCGGCCUGCAAGCAACUAUCGACUUCAAAGUCAAGGAGUUAUAGGUGUUUGGCGACUCAAUGCUCACGAUUUUCCAAACGCUGGGGCAAUGAAAAACAAAGGAUGAGAAGCUAGUACCCUAUCACGAGUAUCUUGAUGAGUUAGUGGAGAACUUUGAAAAGAUCACGUUCACUUACACGCCUCGCAUAAAGAAUCAGUUCGCAGACGCGCUCGCAACGCUCGCAUCCAUGGUGAGCAUCACGAAAGAAAAUCUCAUCGAGCCCCUCGAGAUUGAGAUUACCAAGGGCCCUGCCCAUUGUGAUGCAAUCGAGGCCACCGACGCAAAGCCUUGGUUCGAAGACAUUAAGCAUUUUCUGCAAACUGGUCAAUAUCUACAGUUUGCCAAUCACCGCGAUCAGAAAACAAUCCGGUUGCUUGCAACGCACUACUUCCUAAGAGGUGAAAUGCUCUACAGACGCUCCUUCGAUGCCACGCUGCUCCGAUGUGUCGAUGGACAAGAGGCACAACGCCUCAUGCAAGAAGUACACGAGGGAAGCUGCGGACCUCACAUGAAUGGACAUAUGCUUGCCAAGAAGAUCAUGCGAUUGGGCUACUUUUGGUCCACCAUGGAAACUGAUUACGUCAAGCAUGUCCGGCACUGCCACUUAUGCCAAGUCUACGCAGAUCAGAUUAAAGCAUCGCCCAACGAGCUACACCCGAUGGCAGCUCCGUGGCCUUUUUCAAUGUGGGGGCAUGGAUGUCAUUGGUCCCAUCAAUCCCAAAGCAUCCAACGGGCAUCUAUUCAUCCUAGUGGCGAUCGAUUACUUCAACAAGUGGAUCGAAGCCAUUACGCUUGCAUCAGUUACUGCAAAGGCUGUGGCACGCUUUCUCAAGCGAGAUAUCAUUGCAAGGUACGAGAUCCCCGCGACAAUCAUCACCGACAAUGCCAAGAAUCUGAACAAUAAAUUCAUUAACGAGCUUUGUGCACAGUUCAAGAUACAGCACCGCAAUUCCUCGCCAUAUCACCCCCAAAUGAACGGCGCGGUAGAGGCAACAAACAAAAACAUUAAGAGGAUCAUUGAAAAAAUGAUGGUG
This is a messenger RNA of Punica granatum (pomegranate), 9323 nucleotides long. NCBI's taxonomy places the organism in Eukaryota, Viridiplantae, Streptophyta, Magnoliopsida, Myrtales, Lythraceae. The record is from RefSeq and is a predicted model, not a curated record.